Messenger RNA from Episyrphus balteatus (marmalade hoverfly), 977 nucleotides. RefSeq names its product rab-like protein 3. The transcript is spliced from 3 exons. Gene Ontology annotation, biological process: intracellular protein transport. The record is from RefSeq and is a predicted model, not a curated record. Gene Ontology annotation, molecular function: GTPase activity. Gene Ontology annotation, cellular component: endomembrane system. NCBI's taxonomy places the organism in Eukaryota, Metazoa, Arthropoda, Insecta, Diptera, Syrphidae. Bases 136 to 900 code for a protein of 254 amino acids.
UUAUUGUGGUGCCUCCUUAAAUAUAAAAUGUCAAAAUCAGCUGAUCAAAAAAAACGUAAACAGAAAAGACGAAGGCAAAAACCAAAUCAAAGAUAAACUAGAAAUAAAAAUUUAUCCGCUUCGCAUUAAAAAAUUAUGGCGAAAAAUAUCGACAAAGUGCGAAUCCUUCUUGUGGGAGAUUCAGGCGUUGGAAAAACCUGCCUUACCCAUCUAAUUGCCCAUAACGAAUCACUAACCCAGCCCGGAUGGACAGUUGGCUGUUCCAUCGAAGUGAAACUACACGAAUACAAAGAAGGAACUCCACAGCAGAAUACAUUUUUUAUUGAACUCUUCGACAUUGGAGGUUCAUUAAAUCACAAAAACUCUAGGGGAGUAUUUUACAAUCCAACUCAUGGAAUUAUUUUAGUUCAUGAUUUGACCAAUCGUAAAAGUCAUGAAAAUCUCAAAGAAUGGCUUUAUGAAAUUUUAAAUAAAGAUGGAAAAGAUACUGCAAAAGGCAAUAACACUGCCUCACUAGCUUCAGAUUCAACACUAUUCGAUCCGGAACAAUUCUUUGGAUCAACACAAAUUCCAAUCUUGGUCGUUGGAACUAAACUUGAUUUGGUAGAUGAGAAAAGGCAACCAAAGAUGCUACCUAAAUCUGGUGGAAUUGCUGAACAAUGUGGAGCUGAAGAAAUUUGGCUCAAUUGUAGAAACACUCGCAGUUUGGCAGCUGGCACAACAGAUUCUGUAAAGUUGGCUAGAUUUUUUGACAAAGUUAUUGAAAAGAAAAUUAGCUCCCGUGAGUCUGGUAUGUUUGGAGUGACGGAAAGAAGAAAACUUAUUACUUCUUCUUCGUAUACACCAGCGGAAAGUGCUCCCUUAUACAUUCCACCUUCAAAAAUAAUUGAUGCUAAUUAAUAUUUUGUAUAAAGAAUAGGUACAAAACUUGUUUAUAUUAUUUGAACUAUAAUGCAAUAAAUCAGAUUGAAUAUAAA